AUGAGAGGUGAAGAUGAUGCUGAAGAUGAUCGUACUCGACCAGGCAGAGGAGAGGUAGUCUCUUAUAUACCUGCGAUGAAGCAGCACUGCCUCGACAUCAGCCCUCAUGGAGGAUGGCAUUUUGAUCCUAAGAACGCCGUAUCUCGUCUAUACGACAGCCGAGUUGAUAUCGUAGAUGUCUUCAGCUCCGUUGACCGUGCUGUGGCUGUUGAGCCUUCAAGAGUAUUUGAUAUCUUUGAGCUUAGCCAGGAACGUAUUCAUAAUGCCAAGACCUCGUAUAGCGGCUUGCAGGGGACGUAUUCAGUGCGACAGGGGGCGUAUUCCAAGGGGCAUGGCUUCAUGAGGCUUUGGACGGUCCAUCUUACUGAUACCCUCAGCACUGCCACUGACAUUGACGAUGUCAGUCUCAUCUCCGAGAAGUUCAGAUGGGUAUAA
Messenger RNA from Trichophyton benhamiae CBS 112371, 435 nucleotides. RefSeq lists its product as uncharacterized. NCBI's taxonomy places the organism in Eukaryota, Fungi, Ascomycota, Eurotiomycetes, Onygenales, Arthrodermataceae. The transcript has 2 exons. The record is from RefSeq and is a predicted model, not a curated record. Bases 1 to 435 code for a protein of 144 amino acids.